This is a messenger RNA of Fimicolochytrium jonesii, 2049 nucleotides long. Its product is annotated as histidine phosphatase superfamily. NCBI's taxonomy places the organism in Eukaryota, Fungi, Chytridiomycota, Chytridiomycetes, Spizellomycetales, Powellomycetaceae. Gene Ontology annotation, molecular function: acid phosphatase activity. The transcript has a single exon. Bases 260 to 1852 code for a protein of 530 amino acids. The record is from RefSeq and is a predicted model, not a curated record.
ACCACUUCUGCUCGCGUUGUUCGCGACCUCUCGGCACAGCACGUUUUCCGUCGCUGCCUCCCUCCAGCCCCACCAAGGGACCAGCUGGAACAACUGCUGCUGGGAAUAUAAAGGCUUAUGGGUGCAUGCAGUUCCUCUCUACACUAACUGAGUCUUGACUUACUCCUUCGAGUCCGUCUGCAGCAGUCGCCGCCCGCUGGCACCGCACCAUUCGCACUCCAAGAAGGCAACAAUUUCAUUAGCCAGAACCCGCACAGUCAUGCGAAGCCAAAGAUACAUCCCCGUAUUUGCGUCCCUCUUACUCCUUGCGGCAGCCGACGCCGGUCCUGUCCCCGCCACGGCACAGUCGGAGGCACUUUGCGGCUCUCUGGACAUUCCGUGCCGGACCACCGCGACGAGCGAGGUAGACUUCCCAGCUCCUGUCGUAGUCGACGACCACCUCAAACUCCUUCCACCACCGGAACGAAAGUUGCGGUUGAGCACAAAGUCGCGGUACCUUGUCCCCGACGAGGAUUCCAGCGCACAGUCUUGGCGCGACAGAACCGACGACAACGUGCCUCUGAGGACGGCGUGGGAAAGUAAACAGCUCAGAUCAGGUAACCGUCAAGAAGCAAGCACAUGCAAGGUCGUCAACGUCCAACUCUUAGCCCGCCACGGCACACGCAACCCCAACGGAUCAGAUCUCAAGCAAUAUCUGGAUCUGCGCACGAAGCUCGCAACAACGUAUACCCCUCCACCACCACCUGCGGGGCACAAGUACAGCUUCCUGACGAACUUCACGGCUCCGUGUGAUUUCGCAAUGACCGGAAUGCUGACGACGCAAGGCGAAGUGGAUUCAUUCGAACUCGGCCGGCGGUUGAAGGAAAAGUACGCGCAUCUUGUCUCGGAUGUGGGCAGGAUCGAAUGGCAGACGACAAAUGUAUCGCGGACGAUCACAUCAGGACGAGCGUUUCAGCAAGGGCUGUUCGCCCAUAAGCACGACCAGGAUGUCGCUUUUUCGUCCCUCCAAACCUCCAUUUUCCCCAACCACCAAGAUCCCAUUCUCCGCCCUUACGAUUGCUGCAAGCGCUACGAAAACGCGACGGAAAAUCCCCCGUUACCCUUACCCGGCACGACCUUCGCCCAGCGUCGCUACCCCGCCAUCAUCGCCCGACUGGCCCGCGACGCUCUCCUACACGACCUGACGAUCCAUGACGUGACGAUAAUGUUCAAGCUCUGCGCUUUCGAAUACACCAUUCAGGGCAAGGAGGCCGGGUUCUGCUCGUUGUUUACGGACGAGGAGCUGGCGUUGAAUGACUUCGCGGUGGAUUUGAAUCUGAACUAUUAUAGAGCGUAUGGGUUGGAGGGGGAUGUGAAUGAGUGGCUGGCUUGUCCGCUUUUGACAAAGAUCUUUGGGGGUUUUGAUGAGACUAUCGCCGCUGGGAGCCGUAGGGGAGGAGGCACGCCAAAUCAUCCCAUGGCGGCGUUCCGGUUCGGUCAUGCUGAGACGCUUACGCCGCUUAUCUCGACACUCGGCUUGUUUCGGGAUCCGCAUUCGCCGAAGGGGAUUCAACCACACUGGACUGACGAGCAGAUCAAGGCCAGAGUAUUCCGCGGCGCCGAGUUCUCCCCUUUCGGCGGGAACUUCAUCUUCGAACUGCUGGAAUGCCCCGCAUCCCAAGAGCUUGAUCAUCCGCAACGACACCACAUCGCGAACGAUCGGAAAACCUACAAAGUUCGCGCCCUUGUCGGCGAGCAACCCGUCGUGAUACCCGGAUGCGAAGGCCGUGAAGCGUGUCCGAUACAUCUGCUGAAGCAAGCGUUGGCUGGGAAGAUUGGCUGCGAUUUUGAUGGGAAGUGUCAGAACUUCUAGGUUGUAGAAGGUUCCGUGUAAAAAAAAAGACGUGGUAGACCUUGAGCUGUGCCUUCCCUCGAGUCAUUGUUUCCUUGGAACUUGUACAUAGCGUUUAUUUAUUGACGAAGUAUUCAAAUUGAACCGGAGUCGUGAUGAGUGCGUUACGGCAAUGUAGAUGUAUUAGAGUAGAGAUCUAUGUUAAAACAUGUAAAUAC